AUGUGGAAUACCGUGGGUGCAAUUGUGUACAUUUUUGGCGGUUGUUGCUCGAACGUCCUGACUCUAGAGAGCAUUAUUGAUCAGCAAACGAAUCGCGUGGGUAGCCUACUUACCUUUUGCCAGUUCGCAGUGGCAUCAAUAGAGGGCUUGUACAACUUCCUCGAUUACAGUUCACGAAUUCCUCGUUUGAGGACUCCUAAAGUACCUCUAAAAGUAUAUGUAUUGAUGGUCAUCCUUUACUAUACAAGCUCUGUGACAAAUAAUAGUGUUUUCCAAUAUGGAAUUUCGGUGCCCCUGCAUAUUGUAUUUCGAUGUUCUGGAACGGUUAUAACCAUGAUAAUGGGCUGGUUGCUAGCUGGUAAGCGCUACUCAGUCAUGCAAGUUUUCUCAGCCUCCCUAAUGACCAUUGGUGCCAUCAUAACGACGCUUUUUAAAGACAGAGAGUUCUCCAAAGAGACUACAAUCCAAAAAAUGCUAGGAAAUGUCUCAUCAAGUGCAGACAGUAAGUUUCUAGUCGGCAUUUCAAUGCUUUUUAUCUCAUCCAUAGCAUCAUCAACCCUGUCUAUAUGCAAUGAAUGGUCAUACCGGAAGUACGGCAAGCAUUGGAAGGAGAGUCUGUUUUAUACACAUGCAUUAGCGUUGCCAUUAUUUUUCCUAGAUUACAAAGAAUUGUACCAAGAAUUCUGGUCGUUUGUUUCUCAAAGACCCUCGGCUAUCACAUUGCUUGGACAUACAUUUCGAUUGAGCAAGCUAAAUCUGCUUGCCGCUAAUAUCAUAACUCAACACAUCUGCGUAAGGGGAGUUAAUUUACUUGCCUGCUAUACCAGCGCGGUGACACUCUCUACAGUCCUCCUCGCUAGGAAGGUAAUCAGCCUAUUACUGAGCGUUCAUUUGUUUGGUGGUACUUUUUCCACAACUGGUUACGUAGGAAUCAUUAUUGUCCUUUUGGGAACUUUGAUUUAUGUUUUGAAUCCAAAUGAUAAUGCAGUAGGAAGUAAGAGGAGGACUACAUAA
This is a messenger RNA of Torulaspora globosa, 1014 nucleotides long. RefSeq names its product Yea4p (gene YEA4). Gene Ontology annotation, molecular function: UDP-N-acetylglucosamine transmembrane transporter activity. The transcript has a single exon. Lineage: Eukaryota; Fungi; Ascomycota; Saccharomycetes; Saccharomycetales; Saccharomycetaceae. The record is from RefSeq and is a predicted model, not a curated record. The coding region runs from base 1 to 1014 and encodes 337 amino acids. Gene Ontology annotation, biological process: transmembrane transport. Gene Ontology annotation, cellular component: Golgi membrane; endoplasmic reticulum membrane.